UGAAAAUGGAACCUACCUCAAGGGGCCCCUUGACGGCAGCACAUCCUCUGUGCAGCAGCAUUCUCACAAGAUUGAAGCUGGUUCUGCAGCAGAGUAAAGUAACCCAGUCAUUGAGAAUGUGCUGAAAAUUUCUGUGUCGCAUGUCCGAUACUCCAGAGAUGUCUGAACCCAUAUGCUACAUGAGCAUUAUCAGGACACUUUGCUUUUGAAUGAAAGCCUUUUCUAUUAUUGCGCCUCUACAAAAUGCAGAGUUUGGCGAACACAGACUUCAAGCAGAUGAUCCCGUUUACAAUGACAGAACAGUGAUGACAACUGUUGGUGAACAAGAUUCGAGGAAAAGGAACCUGGACGGUAGGGGAGAGGUUCUUAGAUGACAUUCAGCUCUGGAGCAUUCCUCUUCACCUUCUUUUGUGACAGCCUAUUGUUCUUUGUUAUCUACUGUUAUGCCAAAUUUGCACAAGCUGCGUGGAUUAACGAGAUCAACAGUUUAAUUGUUUUCGAGCAUAGAAGCUCACAUUGCUUUAAUAAAAAAAAAUAUAUAUUUAAAUAUAUUACCCUCAUAGUUUUAAAAAUCCAAAUGAGAGAACAAUCACAUAAAUAUUUGUGAUGGCAGCUAAGUAUCACCUCGGGGCUGGGAGCAGGAAGCACCCGGUACCUUGCUGCAAAUGUGGAUGACUGAAUCCCUGUCCUUUUAACAGUAAUAAAAAGUUUAUUUAGUUUGAGUACAUUAUGAUUCUUAUAUCAAUAUCAUUAUCCUUGAAGGAAUAAACUCGAUGAAGAAGUAUUUCAAACCUGAAAUGAAUCCACUGGGUCAGAAAGUUGAACGAUUUGAAGAAAUAAUACAAAGAAAAAGAAAGUAAACCACACACUGUUUCCUUCUGUCGGAACUAAGAGUCUGCGACAUUGCUGCCUCUGUUUUCAUCUGGAAAUUUUACACAAUGCUGGGUGACGGAAUAUUUUCAUUGCUGGAUUGUUUCUUCCUGCCUUUUUCUUUGUACUGGAUCUCAAGUAUGAUUUUGAUUGCCUUCAUCCACUAGAAGCUGGAGAUUAGAUAUCUCUUUCAAUUGUUGAACUUCAACAAAUAGUCAUCCACUGCUACCACAAUAACAGCAGUAAUGCUUCAAACUCUGAUGUGGUUCUAAAUUGCUCCUCUUCAAAGAAAAACAAUCCACUGACAAGCAGAUUUGCAAAAAAAUGAUCCCUCAUAUGGUCAAGAUUAAUAGAGAGGAUCUAUUAGAUUGCUACCAGAAGUUUAUUGUGCAUUAAGGUGUCUGCACAGUUUCAAUUUAACGAAUUGGGAGGAAUCCCUGCAAAGGAAGAUUCAUGGAAAUGAUGCAUGUGAAUAAUUUUCCCUUCAGGAGGCAUUCAUGGAUAUGUUUUGACGUGGACAAUGGCACAACAUCAGGUCGGAGUCCCUUCGAUCCAAUGACGAGUCCAGGCUCAGGACUCGUUCUACAAGCCAACUUUUCACAUGGCCAACGGCGGGAAUCUUUCCUGUACCGGUCAGACAGUGACUAUGACCUCUCCCCCAAGUCUAUAUCAAGGAACUCCUCCAUCGCUAGUGACAUGGGGCCUCAAUGUCCUGCAGCAGAUAGUCCACGAGUCUGGCCUAUGGGUAUGACACCCUUCCAUGGAGAUGACCCAAUUGUGACUCCCUUUGCACAGGUGCUUGCGAGCCUACGCACUGUAAGAAACAACUUUGCUACACUAACCAACCUGCAAGAUCGAGCAUCCAGUAGCAAGCGCUCACCAUUGUGUAACCAACCACCCAUGGCUAAGCCAACUUUCACAGAGGAGGCCUACCAAAAACUUGCAACAGAGACUCUGGAGGAACUUGACUGGUGCCUGGACCAGCUGGAGACCCUGCAAACCAGGAAUUCUGUCAGUGAAAUGGCCUCUAACAAGUUCAAGAGGAUGCUCAAUCGUGAGCUUAUUCACCUCUCUGAGAUGAGCCGUUCGGGCAAUCAGGUCUCUGAGUUUAUAUCCAGUACAUUUUUAGAUAAACAACAUGAGGUUGAAAUUCCAUCACAAGCACAGAAAGAAGAAAAGAAAAAGAAACCAAUGUCACAUAUCAGUGGGGUGAAGAAACCCAUACACGGCUCAAGCUCAACAGAUUCCAGCAUCACUAGGUUUGGAGUCAAAAUUGAGCAGGAAGAACCUUUGGCAAAUGAAUUGGACAACAUUAACAAAUGGGACUUUAAUGUCUUUAAAGCUGCAGAAUAUUCUGGAAACAGACCAUUAACAGUUGUCAUGUACACAAUUUUUCAGGAGCGAGAAUUAUUAAAAACUUUCAAGAUUCCACCAGACACUUUAAUUACAUAUUUGAUGACCCUGGAAGACCAUUAUCAUAACGAUGUAGCAUUUCACAAUAAUAUUCAUGCUGCAGAUGUUGCUCAGUCCACACAUGUUUUACUAUCAACACCUGCGUUAGAGGCUGUCUUUACCGAUCUGGAGAUCCUUACUGCAAUAUUUGCAAGUGCUAUUCAUGAUGUGGAUCACCCAGGGGUUUCAAAUCAGUUUCUUAUCAACACAAAUUCAGAACUUGCCUUGAUGUACAAUGACGCGUCAGUGCUGGAGAACCAUCAUUUAGCAGUUGGCUUUAAAUUGCUGCAGGAAGAGAACUGUGAUAUUUUCCAGAAUUUAACCAAGAAACAAAGACAGUCACUGAGGAAGAUGGUUAUUGACAUUGUUCUUGCUACAGACAUGUCCAAACACAUGAACUUGCUAGCUGACUUGAAAACAAUGGUAGAAACAAAAAAGGUGACCAGUUCUGGAGUCCUCCUUCUGGAUAAUUAUUCAGAUAGAAUACAGGUUCUGCAAAAUAUGGUGCACUGUGCAGAUAUAAGCAACCCCACAAAACCUCUUCACCUGUAUCGCCAAUGGACAGAUAGAAUAAUGGAUGAAUUCUUUCGCCAAGGAGACCGAGAAAGGGAAAGAGGAAUGGAAAUAAGUCCCAUGUGUGACGAGCACAAUGCUUCCAUUGAAAAAUCACAAGUGGGUUUCAUUGACUACAUUGUCCAUCCUCUAUGGGAGACAUGGGCUGAUCUAGUCCAUCCUGAUGCACAAGACAUGUUAGAUAUACUAGAAGACAACAGAGAAUGGUAUCAGAGCACAAUUCCACAGAGUCCUUCACCGGUCCCUGACGAUGGUGUUGAGGGACGACCAGGACAAGUUGACAAGUUCCAGUUUGAGUUAACACUAGAGGAAGAUGGUGAAUCAGACACUGAAAAGGACAGUGUUGGUAGCCAGGGUGAAGAUGGCAACAGCUGUAGUGACUCCAAGACUCUUUGCACCCAAGACUCUGAGUCAACAGAAAUCCCACUGGAUGAGCAAGUAGAUGAGGAGGAGGACCCAACAGAUGUCUCUCAGGAAGAGAAGGCAGAGGAGGAAGAAGAAGAGAAGGCUGUAGAUACAUAAUAACAUUGAUGGAGAAGGUAUCUUGGAAGAAUCUUCCAAGCACUACGUGUAGUUACAGCUGAUGCCAAUUCCUCAUCCUCAUCGACCAGUACUUUGUAUACUUUGUAUCUCACAAAGCCAGGAAUCAUCUAGAUGACUCUGUACUCAGGAAUAACAUGUCAGAAUUUCAGCUCCACGUCAUUGUCACAGCAUGGGAAAUCUAUUUAAAAAACGAUCGUUACUACUAUCAGAUUUAUGAAUCUGAAAUAGGAAUGGAUUGCUUUUGUUGGGAGAAUAAUAUUAAACCAAAUAUGGGUUUUGUUUUCACAAAGCUGUAGUAGCUGUUUGAGCUUUAUCCAUGUGAAGAAGUAUGGACAUCCAUUCAUGAGAUAAUGCUGCGGAUACUGGUUUCAUCAAAUAUUUUCAGCAAUGAAGAUUGAAAUGCACAGUAUUUUAUGAGACUGCAGUUAGAGAAGAUCUGUCACCAACGGGAAGUUUGAUCAUUUAUGAAAUCACGAGACGUUUUAUAAUUUCAAGUCUUCCUUGAAACCUGACUGUAAAAACUGUACUGCUAUAAGCUGUACUGACCUCUUUUUGUAUCAUAUGUAAUACAGAUAACUUUUUUAGAUUUUACUUUUGUUAAUACAGAUUUAUGGAGGUAUUAUAUUUAAAAUAAUUUUCAUCUGUUAUUAUUAGAUAUACACGUAACUCGCAAGUUCUCUGUUCCGUUCUGAAUGCUAAGUACAAACAGUUCUUUACCAUCUUACGCAUUAUGAUUUUAUGGAUCUAAUACAGUUCAGUUAUACUCUGGGAAUGAAAAAUGCCACAAGUCCCCAGAUGCUGCAUUUACCUUUGUUAACGAUUACAUUAAAAGGCAUUGCAUUCAAAUUAAACCCUUGAAUUAUACACUGUCCAGACAGUUACAGGAAACUCCUUGAAAGUAGACAAACAACCUUGAUAGGAUGUUUCCAAUGUUGGACUUAAAAUGCACUGAAUUUCACAACAUUCAAAUUUUCUUGCCAAAAUAUGCUCAAGCUGUAGACAGCUUGUGAAAGGAAUGCAAUGUUCCAUUGCAUUAUCACUAAGAUUCCAAUGAAAUAUUUACAAAUUAUGUAAAGCCGUGUAGACUACUGUAUCACAGCACGUAGUCUGCAAAUUAGCACACUUUACCUUGCAAGUUACUGUUCAAUGCAAAAUGUUAUCUUCCCCUCCCACCCUACCCCACUAAAAUGUCCUUGCUUGCCCCCAACCAUCUGCAUCAGGAUCUCUUGGGGAGAAUUUAUAGAUGGAACAAACUGUAAAACUUGAAUAGGUCUGGCUGUUAAAGAGCACCUAUCGAAUGAGCUUAUUUUACUCCAUUAUUUAAUUUUGUUGCCAUACCAUUUUUCCUCACCAGAUGACCUUACUUGUAAUCCAGUCUUGUUUGUCUCUGUUUACAACCAUGUAUUUAUUGAACUGUACAUACUGUAAUGUUCAUUGUAAAUUAUUGAUUCUUAGUAUAACACAAUUCAUAAUGGAGUGGUGUUAAUACAUUGGAAUCUCCUUGUGAAAAAAUGAAUAUACUUAUCUGUAAAUUUUCUUCUAUUUAUAUUUUGCCAUCUAUAGCUUGGCUAAGGAGAACCUUGAGGAAAUCAACACUUGAUGUAAACGGUUGCUGGCCUUUGGCCCCAGGGUUGUGCCUUAACUUUCUCCAAUAUAUUGUUACUGUCUGCUGCAUUUCAAAGCUUACUAGUCAAGUGACAAUUCGAUGAAAGGGGAAAUUCUUUCCUAUUUAAAAACAGAGCCUCCUUUGACACGUAAACUGUAGAUUUCAGCAGCCCUGGCCCAAAGGAAUUGGACAUAUUUUUCUUUUUGAAUUAAAUCGUAAUAAAAGGGAUUACAGACAAUUGUUAUCUGCAGAGACUCCUGAACAAUUUAUUUUGUUUUGAAUAUGUCUUUAGAGUAGCAACUUGUCCGGAGGUUACUAAAGAAAAAUCUUUCAAUGUUUUUCCUAAUCUCUUUACAGUCUAUGGUAUAGCACUGUAUGUAUAUCAUGCUGAGAAACUUCAUAAAAUGUUUUUAUAUGCAACGAUAAAAAUAAAAGCAUGAGUUGAUUCUACUUAAAA
This is a messenger RNA of Amblyraja radiata (thorny skate), 5501 nucleotides long. Its product is annotated as cAMP-specific 3',5'-cyclic phosphodiesterase 4D-like. Gene Ontology annotation, molecular function: 3',5'-cyclic-nucleotide phosphodiesterase activity. NCBI's taxonomy places the organism in Eukaryota, Metazoa, Chordata, Chondrichthyes, Rajiformes, Rajidae. Gene Ontology annotation, biological process: signal transduction. The transcript is spliced from 16 exons. The record is from RefSeq and is a predicted model, not a curated record. The coding region runs from base 1324 to 3417 and encodes 697 amino acids.